AUGCUCUUGCUGCUUCCGUUGAUCUUGCCCAUCACCGUCGCCAUCUCCCGCACGACCGACUACCGCCACAACUUUGACGACAUCCUCGCCGGCUCCAUCUGUGGCUCGGUGCUCGGCGUGUUGUCUGUGGUGAUCAGCUUCCGGCCAUCGAUGCACGGCGAUUGGACGCUUUACGAUCACCCGGACGACAACGUGGAGACUCAGGAUCUGCUGAUGUUCCCGGUCACGGAAGGCGGCGAGGCGGUGAACGAGAGCGAAUCGAUGACGGCAGGCUACGACUCUCCCUCACCCCCUUUGUGUGCACACUCUUCUUUCUUUCGUGAUCGGCGCGAGCUGAAGGGCAUUGCAGCUCCAUCGCCGCGAAACAAGCAAGCCUCCGGCGCUAGUGCUUCAUCGGACGACAAGUCGCAUUCUUGCCGUAGCUGCGUAUCUGGCGCUCAGCCGUCGGUGGUGAAGGUGCCACCGCUGACGAGCGCGCACAGUUUGUUCGGCGAACAGGAUUUCGGGGUCAGCCGCGAGAGGCUCUCCACCGCUGCCGCCAACGAGUUGUCUCCGCUGGACAAUCGCCACAGUCCCUCGCGGCGCCGCAAAUCGGCGGGAGAAAACCCCGUCGUGGUGCCCGUGUCGCCCAACGGCACGGACUAUGGCGAAAGGAUCGAGAGGAAGCAGUAG
Leishmania major strain Friedlin is the source of this 672-nucleotide messenger RNA. RefSeq lists its product as hypothetical. NCBI's taxonomy places the organism in Eukaryota, Euglenozoa, Kinetoplastea, Trypanosomatida, Trypanosomatidae. The record is from RefSeq and is a predicted model, not a curated record. The coding region runs from base 1 to 672 and encodes 223 amino acids. The transcript has a single exon.